CAAGCCUUUUUUAAAAAACUCAAACAUGAUUCAGUUUUCAGAAGAUACCCCACUGAAACUACAAAAGAGCGAAACCGAUAGAACUAAUUUCAUCAAUAACACCGGUAGUAGAUUACAUCACAAAGACAACUGUUGUUUAAAAAAACUGAUCUGGAUAUCAGUGAACCGUGGUUCAAUACAUCACUGAUCUCUUUGUUUCAGGCGUGACUGUCAAAAUUACGAAUAUAGUUAUAUUGGUUUCUUCAACUCCUUGCCAAUCACAACAUCAUUCCGUUUUCGUGAGUGUUAACCGGGAUCGCGCUUCUUAUCUGAAGGUUAUCCGUGGAGUUCGCGUGGGGAUACCGUAAGAGUCAACAUUUGCUGUCCUUAAUCCAUCACAAAGAUUUGCUCACCGAAUUACGAAGUUUCUUGAAAGGUCACGUACAGCGAGGACCGCGUGAAACGUUAUUUGUAACGUGAGAGGUUGUGUAAUUUUACGGUCGCUGCCGACCCUACGUGAGUACGUUAACCUUGGAUUUCACACCAGUUACUGUUUUUGACCAGUGUUUGUCCGAAAAGUUUACUUGGGAUUCGAACGCAAAUAUAUGUGAUUCGAACAAAAACACGACUACGAGACAGAAAUCGCUUUGUCUUACUCAAGUCCCGAGAGAUGGCGUUCUCAAACAACAAUUCCGACUCACAUCACGAACAUGUUGGAAUAAUCGAAACACACGAUCAAGGAUUCAAGAUUGGGAUCAUUCUUUGUCUUAGUGUGGCCUCUGUGGUGGGAUUUCUGGGCAAUGGGCUUGUCAUCGCUGUAAUAAUGAGGGCGAAGAAACUCAAGUCAGUAAUGAACCGCUUUAUUCUUCACCUCGCUAUCAGUGACAUGAUCGUUAGCGUGCUGGCAAUUCCAUUGUUUUUGUUUGUGAAUUUCAACGACAAAAUGUUCAACAACACAGCAAGCCUGGCGGUUUGCAAGAUAGCGCGGUUUUUCCAGUACUUAUCUCCUGAAGCGUCCAUGACUUUGCUUAUCACCAUCGGUUGGAACCGGCACCAAGCUGUCGUGCACCCGUUGAAUAUAAUGACUUAUGGCACUGCGAAUAAGUUGAUUCUAGCCGCCUGGGUCUACGCUCUCACAGUCGUUGCUCCGAGCCUUUACUUGACAAAGCUGGCACAAACGGCAGCGGAUCCAGUCACGAACGAAAGCCUGACUUAUUGUGCUACCAUUCCCGCUACCACCCUACCGAACACCAUUUACGUCUAUUUCCUGGCUCUUUUCGGUUACCUAAUACCCCUGGUUUCGCUGAUUGUUUUGUACGGCAAAAUAUACAAGACUGUUUGGAGGCGCAAAAGCGGCCAGUUGGGCGAUUCUCGACCUGAAGAAGCUUUCAUCCGCAGCAGAAAAAAGGUGUUGAAAAUGUUCCUGACCGUUAUAAUUGUCUUUCUUGUGACUUGGCUGCCACUGUUGCUGUACAUCUCGUUUAUUGAAUUAGCCGUCAAUUCCUCGUCGAGUCAUGUGGAUUAUACUCGGUUGAUCACAUAUUCUUUGGGAUUGUGCAACAGCAUUUGUAACCCAUUCAUUUAUGCGCUUUUUAACAAGAAAUUCAGAGCUGGCUGUAAGGAUAUGUGCCACGUGAGCUUCAAAGCGUUGCAGCGAAAGAAAAGCCCCGUGGAAGCGGCGAACGGCGCUGCGCUUACUCCUGGAACAGAAGAACGGCAAAUGCGCGUUUUUGCAAGGCGGGGUGGGUUCCACGGAACUAAAGGAAAUAGUAAGGCGAAUUCUGGAAAGGCCACCAACGAUAAGAAAGCAAACAAACCGGAAAAGAAAGAAACAGCGAGUUUGCCUGUUAGUCAGCUGAUAGGGAGGCGUUUCCGAAGUAUAUCGCUGCGGAGGGUUGAGGACUUAGAUAAGAACUCUAAUGACGCUGUGAGGUUAGUGAGUUAUCAAAGGACCGUGGAUCCUGAAGAAGUCAUGCUGCACAUACCCGAAUGGAAUAUUUCGCCGCAAACCGUGAAAUCCUCGGUAAGCUUGAACACAGAGAACUGCGUUAAGUUUGCGGACAGCACGGAUGAAAAUGACUCGGACAAGUCCGACUCACCCCCUGAGAACCGCAAAUUUACCGCGGAAUACGGAAGGUCUGCCCCGGAAAACAAAGGUGGCUAUUGUAUCCUUAUAGACGACGUCCAGACUCCUGUCCUGGAGCGGAGAACUAGAACACGUAGCGAAGGCAGUGCACCAAGGAGAACUAAGCACUUGAGGCUUCGUAGCUUGCCUGCCACAACGUGACUGAAUAGAGAUGUGAUAGUCAAGUCACAGAACUGUUCUAGUCCUAAACGAAAACGUGCGGCAACCACAUCAAUCUUUCUGGUUUGGCGGCUGCAACAAUCAACAUGUAGCCUGAAUGAAGACAAACAGAUCUACUAGCACGAUUAUCAGAUUAAGAUCACUUUCCCCUUGACGUGUUCAAAGUUGGCUGGACAAUGCCUAAUACAUCGCCACUCAAAAUUGCUAGUUUUAAUCACAGGAAAGUACUUGAAGAAAUUUGACCCAUAGAUCGUAAAAUACGAACCACCCUGUAUAUCCUAUUGUUUUUAAAAUCGCGAGAAGAAUUGCUUGUAGGUUUUCGUUUUUUAUGUUUACGGUUAUUGUUAUAGAAUGAAGAUGAUGUAAACUUUCUGUGAAAAUACAUAGAUUUUUAUACCGUUAUUGUUAUCAACUCUCAGAUAACUUUGAAAACAGAGACAUAGCUACAACUGCAGGUUAUUUACGACCGUUGCCAUUUUAAUUAAGGCCGAAAUCGCAACAUUUUUAAAACAGUAUUGUUUUGCUGUCAAUGCAACAUAAUAUUCAAGAACGUACAAGACUCAUCUGUAACAAAUUGAUUUCAAAUGUUAAUCGAUAUUUGCCCACCUGUCGAGCGAAGGCUCUUAAUAAUUUUUGUUUUGUAUACAGACCUUAGAAAUGUUCAUAGCGGCAUUCAAAAUGCAAUUUUAUUGGUUUCUCCAUCAAGUAGAUGUAGAGUUUGAUGUUUCAUGUAGAUCAGAAAUUGGUCUUUUUUAGAUGUUGUUCGCCCCUUUUUUUCUUUAACAAAAUUCCAAAUCAGUUACAUGUUCUAGGCUGUUAAAAGAAAAACGUUGAAAUUAGAAUUUGAUAUUUCUGGUUAAAUAUUCGCCUUUAACAUUAAAGCCAUUAAAGACAGAGACAAUUCAAAAAAAUUAUUGAAAGGAAGAUCACACUUUCAAACAAUAACCAAUAAAUAUUCUUGCUAAUGAAAUUUUUCGUUUUGGCCUGGACUAAGAAACUGCGGAACUGGCACCAUUGGAAAGAACGCCUUGAAAUUAGGAAACCCCGGAAAUGUGCCUGGAGGAGAAGAAUUCGUUUUCUAUUUAAAUAUAUGUUUUUGUCACAGACUAUUGUAAGGCAGUAUCUAUUUCUUCUUUAGGUUUCGUAAACACGCCCUUUAACCCUUUCACUGCCAGAGUGUUUGAUGGAGUUUUGUAAGGUGGCUCUAACUUUUGAGUCUGCGGAUGAAAUCCUAUGAUGUGACUAUUCAAAUAAAAGUUCUCUGCCUGUACAUGGUAUUAUUUGUUUAGUG
Messenger RNA from Porites lobata, 3575 nucleotides. Lineage: Eukaryota; Metazoa; Cnidaria; Anthozoa; Scleractinia; Poritidae. The record is from the annotation of a GenBank genome assembly.